This is a messenger RNA of Vittaforma corneae ATCC 50505, 453 nucleotides long. RefSeq lists its product as uncharacterized. The record is from RefSeq and is a predicted model, not a curated record. The transcript has a single exon. NCBI's taxonomy places the organism in Eukaryota, Fungi, Microsporidia, Nosematidae. The annotation marks the transcript as partial.
AAUAAAAAGGCUUUAGCUGAUACAGUUUUUUAUCAAAAUAUUUUACCAGAAGCUAAAAUUAAUAAAUCAUUGGACAUCUCAAAAGAAAGGAAUCCUUGUUAUUUGUUUCCGAUAUUACAAUGUAAGCUUUGUGGGCUUAGGUUUCCAACUGAGCAUUCGCAGUCCUUUGGCCAGCACAUUGAGGACCAUAGAAGGUUUACACAAGCGAUUGGUGAAAAGACAGUAUUGAGAAGAGAGUUUUUCAAUACAAAAGACCAAAUGAAAGUAGAAAAGCUUGAGUUAGAAGUUGAAGGUUUGGCAGAGGACGUGGUGUGGGAGAAAGAAAGUCCUAAUUGUGUUAUAUGCGGUAGGAUUAUAAAGAAGAAGUGGAAUGACACGUUGGAGAGUUGGGUCUUAGAAGAUGGAACAAAAAUAAAUGAACAAGAGGUUGCACAUAGAAAGUGUGCGUAUUAA